Molecule: messenger RNA, 2033 nt
Organism: Pseudophryne corroboree (corroboree frog)
Lineage: Eukaryota; Metazoa; Chordata; Amphibia; Anura; Myobatrachidae
Product: serine/arginine repetitive matrix protein 5-like
Exons: 3
Coding region: 126-2033 (635 amino acids)
Biological process (GO): regulation of transcription by RNA polymerase II
Cellular component (GO): nucleus
Molecular function (GO): DNA-binding transcription factor activity, RNA polymerase II-specific; RNA polymerase II cis-regulatory region sequence-specific DNA binding
Source: RefSeq, a predicted model, not a curated record
CAUGGUGCUGGGUCACUCAGGAUUCCAGCUCCCACCUGCUGCAGACCUGCUCUCUUCCUGGCCUGGCAUUGGUGUGGCACUGCAGCCCAGUGAGCUUUAGUGGGCAUACAUAGAUAGCUGUACAUAUGUUAUAUAAUAUGUUUCACCAGGACAUAGCUGACCUGUUACUGUUAUACAGUGAAUAUCUGUCUGACCAGCACGUGGCUCCACAGCCCAGGGAGUUACCCACUGCACAGCACAGAGGGGGUCAGGGGGCACAGACCCCUGCACAGCGCAGAGGGGGUGAGGGGACACAGACCCCUGCACAGCGCAGAGGGGGUGAGAGGACACAGACCCCUGCACAGCACAGAGGGAGUGAGAGGACACAGACCCCUGCACAGCGCAGAGUGGGUGAGAGGACACAGACCCCUGCACAGCACAGAGGGAGUGAAAGGACACAGACCCCUGCACAGCACAGAGGGAGUGAGAGGACACAGACCCCUGCACAGCACAGAGGGAGUGAGAGGACACAGACCCCUGCACAGCGCAGAGGGAGUGAGAGGACACAGACCCCUGCACAGCACAGAGGGAGUGAGAGGACACAGACCCCUGCACAGCGCAGAGGGGGUGAGAGGACACAGACCCCUGCACAGCACAGAGGGAGUGAGAGGACACAGACCCUUGCACAGCACAGAGGGAGUGAGAGGACACAGACCCCUGCACAGCACAGAGGGAGUGAAAGGACACAGACCCCUGCACAGCACAGAGGGAGUGAAAGGACACAGACCCCUGCACAGCACAGAGGGAGUGAGAGGACACAGACCCCUGCCCAGCGCAGAGGGGGUGAGGCACAGCACAGAGGGAGUGAGAGGACACAGACCCCUGCGCAGCGCAGAGGGGGUGAGAGGACACAGACCCCUGCACAGCACAGAGGGGGUGAGGGGACACAGACCCCUGCACAGCGCAGAGGGGGUGAGAGGACACAGACCCCUGCCCAGCACAGAGGGAAUGAGAGGACACAGACCCCUGCACAGCGCAGAGGGGGUGAGAGGACACAGACCCCUGCACAGCACAGAGGGGGUGAGGGGACACAGACCCCUGCACAGCACAGAGGGGGUGAGGGGACACAGACUCCUGCACAGCACAGAGGGAGUGAGAGGACACAGACCCCUGCACAGCACAGGGGGAGUGAGAGGACACAGACCCCUGCACAGCGCAGAGGGGGUGAGGCACAGCACAGAGGGGGUGAGGGGAGACAGACCCCUGCACAGCACAGAGGGGGUGAGGGGACACAGACCCCUGCACAGCACAGAGGGGGUGAGAGGAGACAGACCCCUGCACAGCACAAAGGGGGUGAGGCACAGCACAGAGGGUGUGAGGGGGCACAGACCCCUGCCCAGCACAGAAGGGGUGAAGUGGCACAGACCAGCAAGGAGCCAAUGAAGAAGAGGCGGUGCCAUGACAGAGCCGCAAGUCCUGUUGAGAAAGCUGCUAGAGCAGAAUACAGAAGGGUAGACCCAGGGGAUGAAGAGGAGACAUCAGACCCAGAAGGGGGUCCAACUGCAGUGAGAGCACAAAGGUUUUCGGAUGAAGAGAAUGACAUCUUGGUCCGGAGAGUGCUGGAAUCUUAUGACCUCAUCUCUGGCUGCUGGGCUCACGUGACCUCAACCGAGAGAAGACAGGCAAUAUGGAAGAGCAUAGCUGAGGCCUGCAGCGCCGUGGCGAUAGAGACACGGACAGUCGAACGUUGCAAGAAGAGGUUCAGCGACUGUAAGAGAUAUAUAAAGAAGAAAAUGGGCCACAUUCCCAUUCCUAAUAGAGGUCCCGGUGGUGGUGAACCGCUGCUUACUGUCUGGCAAGAGAGGCUCAGAGAACACAUGAUAUCUCAUCCUGAAGAAGGACUUUCCACAGUUAUCGACACCCAUGAUCCAGCUACGUUGGCCGACCCGGCAUCUGAGAGGCGUCAAGAGAGUCCAUGGAUGAACAGACCCCGGGAGAUACCACCACAGAAGGGUGGCAAGUACUGUAUUAUAAAUGUUUCUCUUACGUCCUAG